Coregonus sp. 'balchen' is the source of this 12154-nucleotide messenger RNA. The record is from the annotation of a GenBank genome assembly. NCBI's taxonomy places the organism in Eukaryota, Metazoa, Chordata, Actinopteri, Salmoniformes, Salmonidae.
AUGUGUGCCCAGCACUCUGUAGAUGCAGUGAAUGCUGGGGUCAGCCCGAUAGGAGACACAUCCUAUAACUCCAGUCACUGGGACCUGGGCAGUGCCUUUUUCUUCGCUGGAACCGUCAUCACAACCAUAGGUAAUGGUUUAAGUAUUGGAUUAGUAUUACAUACACCUGCUACUACAUUGGUCACCAUUAUCGAAACUCCAUUAAGGCCUAUGUGAUCUAUCACAUCUGUGGUUACAUUCACUGUUACUUGUUAUUCCUUACCAUCCAUUCAACCCUUUAUUUAUAAUGGUCCUUUCAGGAAUAGGCAAUAGAUUGUUCUCGCUGAAACAAUGAUAAUAGUAGUGGCAAUUCACCUUAUUUAAACUGCGGCCAUUGUUCAUUGACCAACGUGAAUUUCUUAAAGUUAAAGUUUUUUUUUUGCAGGGUAGGAAGUGAAGUGCUCCGUUGAAACCAAUUUUAAAAAGCUUUCUUAAGUGUGACCUGUAGAUUAAAACCACUGCAUACCUACACGGUAAAAUGAUAUUUGAUUUGGGAUACUCAGAAAAACAUUGCUAGAGUAUUGUCAUUGUCAUCGGCCAUGAUUUGAAAAGACGGGACCAUUUAUUAGCUACCCACGUUAGCUGGUAGAACGUUCAGCUGUGAAUAGGGUCUAUACCUGCAAACUGGUUUUUUAUAUAAGAUAGAUCUGGAAUUGGUAUGUGAGUAUGAGUCAUCUGUCAGAUAAAAUGUAGUGAGCUGCUCCACUCCUAGGAAUAAGGGGGUGCUGAGAAUGUGUUGUUGAUGCACUACAGAUGGCUAUAUCGGUCCGCUAAUACAGGAUUAGUAAAGGCCCAGUGCACUACUUUAUUUUUUAUUAUUUUUUAAUACUGUAUAUACAGUGGGGAGAACAAGUAUUUGAUACACUGCCGAUUUUGCAGGUUUUCCUACUUACAAAGCAUGUAGAGGCCUGUAAUUUUUAUCAUAGGUACAAUUCAACUGUGAGAGAUGGAAUCUAAAACAAAAAUCCAGAAAAUCACAUUGUAUGAUCUUUAAGUAAUUCAUCUGCAUUUUAUUGCAUGACAUAAGUAUUUGAUCACCUACCAACCAGUAAGAAUUCCGGCUCUCACAGACCUGUUAGUUUUUCUUUAAGAAGCCCUCAUGUUCUCCACUCAUUACCUGUAUUAACUGCACCUGUUUGAACUCGUUACCUGUAUAAAAGACACCUGUCCACACACUCAAUCAAACAGACUCCAACCUCUCCACAAUGGCCAAGACCAGAGAGCUGUGUAAAGACAUCAGGGACACAAUUGUAGACCUGCACAAGGCUGGGAUGGGCUACAGGACAAUAGGCAAGCAGCUUGAUGAGAAGGCAACAACUGUUGGCGCAAUUAUUAGAAAAUGGAAGAAGUUCAAGAUGACGGUCAAUCACCCUCGGUCUGGGGCUCUAUGCAAGAUCUCACCUCAUGGGGCAUCAAUGAUCAUGAGGAAGGUGAGGGAUCAGCCCAGAACUACACGGCAGGACCUGGUCAAUGACCUGAAGAGAGCUGGGACCACAGUCUCAAAGAAAACCAUUAGUAACACACUACGCCGUCAUGGAUUAAAAUCCUGCAGCGCACGCAAGGUCCCCCUGCUCAAGCCAGCGCAUGUCCAGGCCCGUCUGAAGUUUGCCAAUGACCAUCUUGAUGAUCCAGAGGAGGAAUUGGAGAAGGUCAUGUGGUCUGAUGAGACAAAAAUAGAGCUUUUUGGUCUAAACUCCACUCGCCGUGUUUGGAGAAAGAAGAAGGAUGAGUACAACCCCAAGAACACCAUCCCAACCGUGAAGCAUGGAGGUGGAAACAUCAUUCUUUGGGGAUGCUUUUCUGCAAAGGGGACAGGACGACUGCACCGUAUGGAGGUGAGGAUGGAUGGGGCCAUGUAUCGCGAGAUCUUGGCCAACAACCUCCUUCCCUCAGUAAGAGCAUUGAAGAUGGGUCGUGGCUGGGUCUUCCAGCAUGACAACGACCCGAAACACACAGCCAGGGCAACUAAGGAGUGGCUCCGUAAGAAGCAUCUCAAGGUCCUGGAGUGGCCUAGCCAGUCUCCAGACCUGAACCCAAUAGAACAUAUUUGGAGGGAGCUGAAAGUUCGUAUUGCCCAGCGACAGCCCCGAAACCUGAAGCAUCUGGAGAAUGUCUGUAUGGAGGAGUGGGCCAAAAUCCCUGCUGCAGUGUGUGCAAACCUGGUCAAGACCUACAGGAAACGUAUGAUCUCUGUAAUUGCAAACAAAGGUUUCUGUACCAAAUAUUAAGUUCUGCUUUUCUAAUGUAUCAAAUACUUAUGUCAUGCAAUAAAAUGCACAUUAAUUACUUUAAAAUCAUACAAUGUGAUUUUCUGGAUUUUUUUAGAUUCCGUCUCUCACAGUUGAAGUGUACCUAUGAUAAAAAUGACAGACCUCUACAUGCUUUGUAAGUAGGAAAACCUGCAAAAUCGGCAGUGUAUCAAAUACUUGUUCUCCCCACUGUAUAUGUUUUCUUCAGAUUUUUCAGGAGGUGCUGCAGCACCCUCAGCACCCCUACUUUCCACAGCUAUGGUCGUUACCAGGCAGUGUAGGUGUAGUUCAAGUCAAGUGCAAGGGCUGAUGAAACAUUCUGACAUUUCACCUGAGGUAAUGUUGUUUACAUAGACUAGAGACAAUCAAGACGUUAGGAGCCAGUUUCCCAGACCCAAACUAAAAAGCAUGUUAAUGGACAAUAUCUAUUGAAAGUGCUUUUUAGUCCAGCAAUUUGUUUUAUUAAUCUGUGUCUGGGAAACUGGCCUUAUAGGUUCUGUGUUGCUCUGGCUCUGUGUUAUCUGUGUGGAAAUCACAGCAUCAAUCAUAGCAUUGUCUUCAAAAGAACCUUCCAAACCAUUAGCACCCCUGACUACUGGAUGUCUUCAGUUUGAUGGAUGGCGGACAGAAGCUUUUUCCACUGCAAGCAGUGGAAAAAAGGGACAGAAGCUUAGCUAGCAGACAGUAUGUUAGCCUUUUGUAGAUAGCAGGAUGUGUGUAAGUCUAUGGAGGAGAGGAGAUGGAAUUGCUAUCCCACUGUGGUUGUGUCUGCCAUUGAUAGGAAAGAGGUCUCAUCACAUCCAGAAAACAUGCCCUUCUCUUUCUCUGUCCUUCCACAGGGUAUGGUAACAUUGCUCCCAGCACUGAGGGAGGGAAGAUUUUCUGUAUCCUAUAUGCAAUAUUUGGCAUCCCUCUGUUUGGGUUCCUACUAGCCGGUGUGGGGGACCAGCUAGGGACCAUAUUCGUGAAAAGCAUCGCCAAGGUGGAGAAAAUGUUCAGGGUAAGUUCACAGCAUACGGUAAUCCACAACAAUAUGACAAAUAUAAACAAUAAGUACAGUGAGGGAAAAAAGUAUUUGAUCCCCUGCUGAUUUUGUACGUUUGCCCACUGACAAAGAAAUGAUCAGUCUAUAAUUUUAAUGGUACGUUUAUUUGAACAGUGAGAGACAGAAUAACAACAAAAAAAUCCAGAAAAAUGCAUAUCAAAAAUGUUAUAAAUUUAUUUGCAUUUUAAUGAGGGAAAUAAGUAUUUGACCCCCUCUCAAUCAGAAAGAUUUCUGGCUCCCAGGUGUCUUUUAUACAGGUAACGAGCUGAGAUUAGGAGCACACUCUUAAAGGGAGUGCUCCUAAUCUCAGUUUGUUACCUGUAUAAAAGACACCUGUACCACAGAAGCAAUCCAUCAAUCAGAUUCCAAACUCUCCACCAUGGCCAAGACCAAAGAGCUCUCCAAGGAUGUCAGGGACAAGAUUGUAGACCUACACAAGGCUGGAAUGGGCUACAAGACCAUCGCCAAGCAGCUUGGUGAGAAGGUGACAACAGUUGGUGCGAUUAUUCGCAAAUGGAAGAAACACAAAAUAACUGUCAAUCUCCCUCGGCCUGGGGCUCCAUGCAAGAUCUCACCUCGUGGAGUCGCAAUGAUCAUGAGAACAGUGAGGAAUCAGCCCAGAACUACACGGGAGGAUCUUGUCAAUGAUCUCAAGGCAGCUGGGACCAUAGUCACCAAGGAAACAAUUGGUAACACACUACGCCGUGAAGGACUGAAAUCCUGCAGCGCCCGCAAGGUCCCCCUGCUCAAGAAAGCACAUAUACAUGCCUGUCUGAAGUUUGCCAAUGAACAUCUGAAUGAUUCAGAGGAGAACUGGGUGAAAGUGAUGUGGUCAGAUGAGACCAAAAUGGAGCUCUUUGGCAUCAACUCAACUCGCUGUGUUUGGAGGAGGAAGAUUGCUGCCUAUGACCCCAAGAACACCAUCCCCACCGUCAAACAUGGAGGUGGAAACAUUAUGCUUUGGGGGUCUUUUUCUGCUAAGGGGACAGGACAACUUCACCGCAUCAAAGGGACGAUGGACGGGGCCAUGUACCGUCAAAUCUUGGGUGAGAACCUCCUUCCCUCAGCCAGGGCAUUGAAAAUGGGUCGUGGAUGGGUAUUCCAGCAUGACAAUGACCCAAAACACACGGCCAAGGCAACAAAGGAGUGGCUCAAGCAGAUGCACAUGAAGGUCCUGGAGUGGCCUAGCCAGUCUCCAGACCUUAAUCCCAUAGAACAUCUGCGGAGGGAGCUGAAUGUUCGAGUUGCCAAACGUCAGCCUCGAAACCUUAAUGACUUGGAGAAGAUCUGCAAAGAGGAGUGGGACAAAAUCCCUCCAGAGAUGUGUGCAAACCUGAUGGCCAACUACAAGAAACGUCUGACCUCUGUGAUUGCCAACAAGGGUUUUGCCACCAAGUACUAAGUCAUGUUUUGCAGAGGGGUCAAAUACUUAUUUCCCUCAUUAAAAUGCAAAUCAAUUUAUAAAAAUUUUGACAUGCGUUUUUCUGGAUUUUGUUGUUGUUAUUCUGUCUCUCACUGUUCAAAUAAACGCACCAUUAAAUUAUAGACUGAUCAUUUCUUUGUCAGUGGGCAAACGUACAAAAUCAGCAGGGGAUCAAAUACCUUUUUCCCUCACUGUAUGUUUUAAUGUUCUAUGACAAUAGUUAUGAAUGAUUGUUUCUAUCAUCAAAAGUACUUUUAAAUGUGAGGUAUUGAUAGGCUAGAGAGUAGACCUGGGUUUUCUCCCAGUUGAAAGCAGUGGUGUAGCCAGAAAUGAUUUGUUGGGUGGGCCUGCAGCAGCUAACUUCCUGCAAUUUUACAUAUUUAACCAUGGGGCAAAGAGAAAAACAUGUAGUUUUAAAGCUAAUCUUAUGCUGUUCUACACAUUUUCCCAUCAGGCUGAGAGAAAAUGUUGCUGUUUUCAAGCAAAUGUCCUCCAAUCCUACACAUUUUGCUAUGGGGCAGAGAGAAAAUGUAGCGUUUUUAAUGCUCAUUAAAGCUGACAUAUACAGCUCUGGAAAAAAUUAAGAGACCACUGCAAAAUUAUCAAUUUCUCUGGUUUUACUAUUUAUAGGUAUGUAUUUGGGUAAAAAUAACAUUUUUGUUUUAUUCUAUAAACUACUGACAACAUUUCUCCCAAAUUCCAAAUAAAAAGAUUGUCAUUUAGAGCAUUUAUUUGCAGAAAAUGACAACUGGUCAAAAUAACAGAAAAUAUGCAAUGUUGUCAGACCUCGAAUAAUGCAAAGAAAAUAAGUUCAUGUUCAAACAACACAAUACUAAUGUUUUAACUUAGGAAGAGUUCAUAAAUCAAUAUGUGGUGGAAUAACCCUGAAUUUCAAUCACAGCCUUCAUGCGUCUUGGCAUGCUCUCCACCAGUCUUUCACAUUGAUGUUGGGUGAUUUUAUGCCACUCCUGGCGUAAAAAUUCAAGCAGCUCGGCUUUGUUUGAUGGCUUGUGACCAUCCAUCUUCCUCUUGAUCACAUUCCAGAAGUUUUCAAUGGGGUUCAGGUCUGGAGAUUGGGCUGGCCAUGACAGGGUCUUGAUCUGGUGGUCCUCCAUCCUCACCUUGGUUGUCCUGGCUGUGUGGCAUGUUGCAUUGUCCUGCUGGAAAAACCAAUCCUCAGAGUUGGGGAACAAUGUCAGAGCAAAAGGAAGCAAGUUUUCUUCCAGGACAACCUUGUACAUGGCUUGAUUCAUGCGUCCUUCACAAAGACAAAUCUGCCCGAUUGCAGCCUUGCUGAAGCAACCCCAGAUCAUCACCGAUCCUCCACCAAAUUUCACAGUGGGUGCGAGACACUGUGGCUUGUAGGCCUCUCCAGGUCUCCGUCUAACCAUUAGACGACCAGGUGUUGGGCAAAGCUGAAAAUUGGACUCAUCAGAGAAGAUGACCUUACUCCAGUCCUCUACGGUCCAAUCCUGAUGGUCUUUUGCAAACCUCAGCCUGGCUCUUCUUUGCUUCUCAUUGAUGAAGGGCUUUUUUCUAGCUUUGCACAACUUCAGCCCUGCCCCUAGGAGCCUGUUUCGAACCGUCCUUGCUAUGCACUUCACCCCAGCUGCCGUUUGCCAUUCUUUUUGUAGGUCACUUGAAGUCAUCCUACGGUUGUUGAGUGACAUUCAAAUGAGUUGGCGGUCAUCCCGGUCAGUAGAGAGUAGUUUUCGCCCUCUGCCGGUCUGUAGCUUUGUUGUCCCCAAUGUCUGCUGCUUGACCUUGUUCUUAUGAACCGCCGUCAUUGAUAUUUUAAGGAUGGAAGCAACCUGACGCUCACUGUAUCCCUCUGCCAGUAAAGCCAGAACUGAACCCUUCUUUUCUUCACUCAAAACAUUUGGCAUGGUCAAUAGUUAUUUUUUGAUUAAUAUUACUUUAGAGGUACUAUUAACACUGUUUUUGCCAUCCAGCUGGUCCUAUUGCAAGAGGAUAGUGAUGACCAGAGCAGUGGUUUUUAUACUUUUCCUUGUUAAAUAAGAUUUGGUUCAGGUGAUCACCUAAUCAGUACCUAAUUCAGUAGAAUGAGGUGUGCCUGUGUUGGAAUUCAACAGACACUGGAAUGGAAUGGCUGCUAUACAGUGAGGGAAAAAAUUAUUUGAUCCCAUUUACAUUUACAUUAACGUCAUUUAGCAGACGCUCUUAUCCAGAGCGACUUACAAAUAGGUGCAUUCACCUUAUAGCCAGUGGGAUCACCACUUCACAAUGUUUUUUUGUUUUGUUUAUUUAUUAAUUUUUUGGGGUUGGGGUUUGGGUUGGGGUAAGGGGGGGGGGGGGGGGGGGGGGGGGGGGUAGAAUGAUUACUUUAUCCUAUCCCAGGUAUUCCUUAAAGAGGUUGGGUUUCAAAUGUCUCCGGAAGGUGGUGAGUGACUCCGCUGUCCUGGCGUCGUGAGGGAGCUUGUUCCACCAUUGGGGUGCCAGAGCAGCGAACAGUUUUGACUGGGCUGAGCGGGAACUAUGCUUCCGCAGAGGUAGGGAAGCCAGCAGGCCAGAGGUGGAUGAACGCAAUGCCCUCGUUUGGGUGUAGGGACUGAUCAGAGCCUGAAGGUACGGAGGUGCCGUUUCCCUCACAGCUCCGUAGGCAAGCACCAUGGUCUUGUAGCAGAUGCGAGCUUCAACUGGAAGCCAGUGGAGUGUGCGGAGGAGCGGGGUGACGUGAGAGAACUUGGGAAGGUUGAACACCAGACGGGCUGCGGCAUUCUGGAUGAGUUGUAGGGGUUUAAUGGCACAGGCAGGGAGCCCAGCCAACAGCGAGUUGCAGUAAUCCAGACGGGAGAUGACAAGUGCCUGGAUUAGGACCUGUGCCGCUUCCUGUGUAAGGCAGGGUCGUACUCUCCGAAUGUUGUAGACCAUGAACCUACAGGAUCGGGUCACCGCCUUGAUGUUAGCAGAGAACGACAGGGUGUUGUCCAGGGUCACGCCAAGGCUCUUCGCACUCUGGGAGGAGGACACAACGGAGUUGUCAACCGUGAUGGCGAGAUCAUGGAACAGGCAGUCCUUCCCCGGGAGGAAGAGCAGCUCCGUCUUGCCAAGGUUCAGCUUGAGGUGGUGAUCCGUCAUCCAUACUGAUAUGUCUGCCAGACAUGCAGAGAUGCGAUUCGCCACCUGGUUAUGCUGAUUUUGUACGUUUUCCCACUGACAAAGAAAUGAUCAGUCUAUAAUUUUAAUGGUAGGUUUAUUUGAACAGUGAGAGACAGAAUAACAACAACAAAAUCCACAAGAACGCAUGUCAAAAAUGUUAUGAAUUAAUUUGCAUUUUAAUGAGGGAAAUAAGUAUUUGACCCCUCUGGCAACUCGAACCUUCAGGUCCUCAACAGAUUUUCUAUGGGAUUUUUGACAUGCGUUUUUCUGGAUAUUUUUUUUGUUAUUCUGUCUCUCACUGUUCAAAUAAACCUACCAUUAAAAUUAUAGACUGAUUAUGUCUUUGUCAGUAGGCAAACGUACAAAAUCAGCAGGGGAUCAAAUACUUUUUUUCCCUCACUGUACGUGUAGAGAUGCUGAUUUAAGAAACAUUUGCAGUGGUCUCUUAAUUUAUUCCAGAGCUGUAGAUGUGUUGACUGUGAUAAAGGCACUGGAUUAUGAGCUGUCUUGUGUGCUAAAUGAACAAAUGAAGUAGGCAGUGGCAUGGUGCAUAUACCCAUAGAAGCACAGUGACAUAUGCCUCAAUGCAGUCAUAUUUGUGGCUUAUUGGGGGUGUGGCUUUCAGUUAGUUAUUCUUGGCAACCCAUCAUGUGAGAGUGAAUGUCAUUCCAGUUCAUCUGUUCUGUUAUAUUUCAUCAAAUCUGACUAACCCAGUGCACUGCUUGCUAUGAAUUAUAUCUGAUGGUGUUUGCAUGUUUAGGUAAAAAUACAUAAUGUCGCGUUUGGAACAUUGAUAUGUAAAGAGCAUAAAAAAUUAAUGAUAAUAAAACCAUUUUUUUCUCAAUCUGAUUGGGUGGGCCUGGCUCCCCACCCGUCCCUAUGCACCAGGUUGAAAGUAAAAGUGUUCUGUACUGAGUGAGGUGUUAUCAUCUACUAAUGAUGUGUUUACAUUAUGGGUUGUUAAUGAGCAGGGGGCGAUGGCUGUCGUGCUUUAUUCUGAUUGGCCCAACAGUUACCCUCCGCUCUGUUCUGGCCUUUUGGGUAUUAUAGUGUAAUAAUAAUAAAUUAGUGUAGCAGUCAAACAGGAACACCUACGGUGAGAGCUGUACUGAGUGAGCUGUGCCUCUGUGACAGCCCACAGUCACAACCACCAUUACGCCUCGUUUGAGCUAAUCAUGAAUCUUAUGCAUAUUUAGCUCAUCACCAGGCAGUAUCAAUGUGUAUAAAUACUGUAGAAACCACCUUGUCAGAGUCACAACUGUCAUCACUCGAACGCAGUAGGGAUGCCACCACAGAAUGGCCUUGGCCUUAUGGCCUCCAUAACUCACACUGUGUGUGUGUGUGUGUGUGUGUGUGUGUGUCUGUGCCUGUUCGUCUGUGUGUGUGUGUGUGCGCUGUGUUUGUUUGUGUGUGUGUAUAUGUGUGUGUCUUCUUCUCCUCUCCCAGCAUAAACAGAACCAGAUCAGCCAGACCAAGAUCCGAGUGGCCUCCACGUUACUCUUCAUCCUGGCGGGUUGUAUCCUCUUCGUCACCAUCCCAGCUGUCAUCUUCAAACACAUAGAAGGCUGGACGGGACUGGAGGCCAUCUACUUUGUUGUCAUCACUCUGACAACUAUUGGAAUAGGAGACUAUGUGGCAGGUGAGAGCUAGAUUAAUUAUUAGUUCAUGUUCAGUAUAAAAAUGUAUGCACUCACUAACUGUAAGUCGCUCUGGAUAAGAGCGUCUGCUAAAUGACUAAAAUGUAAAUGUAAUGUUUCUGUUGUGAAUAAUGCCAUAAUGAGAUGAUUAUCUGAAAAUGAUUCUGACUAAAUAACAGCCAUGUUGAGUCAGUUUUCUACACUAAGACAUCAUAAAGGCUCAUACAGUACAUAAUAACAACUAAUACAUCGUUUUAAUGAAUGUGUUACCAAAAUUGUUAUUAUAACAACUGUUGCGGCCAUUCAUUUUGCUUCAAAAUCUAUUAUGGUUGGAGGCGAUGGCGUCAUGCACCCCCAAAAUCUGAGGGGGCACAAAGUACAUGAGGAUGGCUGCGGGGUGGUUGGAGAAUUUAGCAUUUUUCAAACACCUGAAACAGCGAUUUCCUGCAAUCUAGAUCCAUAAUAAUUAUUCUUAAUUCUAUAUAUAAAAUAUGCAUAUUUUUCUGCAUAUUUAAGCAUACCUCUUGAGCUGUCUGUAUCCUCCUGGUGAUUCUUUUUAUAAAUAAACUAAAUAUGCUUCUUUGGAUCUCUGCAAAAAUCUGGGUAAAAUAAUGUGUCUUAUUCAGUACAUUUAGUUAUUGCUUGCUUUUCUAAAGUCUAUCAACCUUGCCAGCAGGCAUGCCAGCUAAGAUAAUUAGACAAGCUAGCUACUCUAACUUGAUUGAUAGCUUGAAAUGGCUUCUUGGUAGCUAGUUAUGAGGUUGGGAGAUUGUGAACCUAUUGGGAUGCUAGCUAAAGCCAACUUCAUAACAUUGCUAGGUGGCUAGUAGUACUACAGACAAAAAUCAACACAAUAGUUAUUUUUUAAACAGGACAAAUCUGAGGGAGCAAUUGCCCCUCUGCCCCCUAUUGGCAUGACACUACUGUUUGGAGGAGCUACUAUUCAAACGUUUUCCUACCACAACUUGGCAACUUGUGCUGUGCCAUUAUUACUACGGCUCAAUAUUGAUCAUUAACGGAGGUGUCUUUAUGGGCGUGGAAGGUGCUGAUAAUGUGAAAUGCAGUUUGUUUAUUGUCUUAGUGAAUUGAAGUCCAUUAGGAGGCUCUCAUAGCUUGAUCUCACUGACCGAGCUGCUGCCACACUGCACUGAUGAUUUAUUUCCCAAUCACUCUUUGACACACAAGCACUUGUCUGAGAAAUUUAGCUUUGUUCGUUUCUGUUCUCUGGAUUUUAGCCCAUCAGCUUAAGAUAUUCAGGUAGAAAAUGUGCCAAUAGAAUCAGUGUAUAUCAGGGUCAUGUUUAAUAGUCACCAAACGGAAGAAAAUGGACUGAUACAGGGAGGGAUUACCUGCACUUAUCCAAUAAGAAACACACAUCUUUGUUAACAGUUUAAAAAUGUUUUGCUAUGGUUAGCCCUUCUGAACACGACCCAUGUCUCUCAUCAUGCUGAAUGUUUCAUUGUUUCUUUACAUCCUAUAGGAGGGGACCGGAGGGUCGAGUAUCGUAAUUGGUAUAGACCACUGGUGUGGUUCUGGAUUCUGGUGGGGUUGGCCUAUUUCGCUGCUGUACUGAGCAUGAUCGGUGACUGGCUGAGGGUCCUGUCCAAGAAGACAAAAGAGGAGGUAAGAUUCUUUACGUGUGGGUGGCAUUAUAUGACCAUACUACUACGGUAUAGAGCUGUAAUGGUGUAGUUGAACACUACAUGGGCUUAGCAGUUUCUCAAGUAUCCCAUUAGAAGAACAUUAAAGGAUUAAAAUAGACAUUCAAAUUGUUAAACCAUGAAAAUAGUUGUUGUUUAAUUUCUAACCUCGAAAGGAGAGACUGCAAUCUACGCUUUCGUUUUGUUUACCUACUGUAGCUACUGCCACCAAUUAUGUAAUUUGAUUAACUAUCCAAUUCUCAUGCGUUAUAGUAUUUUAUGGUGUGGAAUUCCCUUGGUUUUAUCUUUCCGUGCUCCAGGUCGGAGAGAUCAAGGCCCACGCGGCCGAGUGGAAGGCCAACGUCCGCGCCGAGUUCCGGGAGACGCGGCGGCGCCUGAGUGUGGAGGUCAGCGACAAGCUCCAGCGGACCGCCACCAUCCGCAGCAUGGAGCGCCGUCAGCUGGGCCUGGACCAGUGGGCCGUCUCCAUGGACAUGCUCUCCCCGGAACGCCGUGCUGCCUUCAACAGCCUGGACACUAACCCCUACAAGACCUCGUCUCAGGAGAGCAUCGACACGAAACUCAACAACCUGCGUCUAAGGGGGGCAGAGUGUGAUCCGCGCCGGUCCGACAGUGUGGCCUCCUCUGACGACAACAUCUUUAAUCGCCUGGGUUCCGUCACCAAGCUGGCCAAGAGGAACAAGAACCGCGAGCUGAAGAAGAAUAUCCCAGAUGAGCUACAAUGCAGGCCCUAUAGUACUCCACCUAUGGAGAUGGGGAAGAGGAAGGAGGAAGAGGAGGAGGAGGAGGAGGAAGAAGAGGAGGGGUUAGACAAAAAGUUCAACACCAGCCUGUCCGAUCUGCCGCUGUUCGUUGAAGUGUGCAAGCCCCAGAAUGGUUUCACAGUACCAUUCAUACCACUACAGACCAAAGAAAAAAAUACUGAGGGGGAAACACUUGAACUUGAAGAAAAGGAGCUGCGUAUCAAGAUGGAUCCUUAA